AGUUCUAGUAUUACUGUUCCUUGACUUGCAUUCAAGUUGAUCGAAGAGUUGGUGAUUUUAGCGGGCGCCCAGCAGCACGUUCUGCACCCUUUGUUGUGCAGGAUAAUCAUGGGCGUGAGCUUUACAGACAUGAUGACCGUGAUCACGAGAGGGGCUACCGUCCCAGAGAUCCACGAGUGGUUAUGAUAGAUCCCAAUCAACAUAGUUCAAAACGCCCAAGUAGUAGCAGGAGUUACUCGUCCCAGAACUAUCACCCCGAUCCCUCUUAUAGGUACCACAAUGACUACUCGUCCCACAAAUACCCCUCCGAUCCCUCGCACAGGCACCACGAUGACUACUCGUCUCAUAGAUAUCACUCCAGUCCAUCGUACCGGCACUACGAUGACUACUAUCAUGAGAACAGGGGUAGGGGCUACAGGGAUAGAGAAUACCACAGAGACCCCUACCGGGAUAGGGAAUACAGAGACCCCUACCGGGACAGGGAAUACAGAGACAAGGAAUACAAAACACGUGAUCGCCGAGACAGACAGCCGCGAGAUAGAGGUUACCAUGGAAGGGAUGAUUGGCAGCCCGAGGACCAGCCACGAGGAUCGCACCCAUUGAUGCAUAGAGAAAACAGUCACCACAGCCAUACUUCCUCGAACAGGUCCGAGAGGCAAUUUUCACAGACUCUUCCGGAUGACCGACAAUCUAAUUCCAGCCGACUGCAUGACAGGUCUCAUCCCUCAGAUAUGCACCCCAUCGAGGAGAUCGCUGAUGGGAUUCAAUCUCUCGAAAUUUGAUAUUUCCAUGGGAGAACACGCCUACUAUGCAUGAUGGAUAAUUAUCGUAAUCCUAUCACUGACAUCAUCUCCGACCACGACUUGUAUUGUGCCCAUGCCUGGCUGCGCCAUGUACCCCACGACCGGUCACCGAAUUUAUUUCCUGUUUACUAAGC
Suillus subaureus is the source of this 937-nucleotide messenger RNA. RefSeq lists its product as uncharacterized. The record is from RefSeq and is a predicted model, not a curated record. Lineage: Eukaryota; Fungi; Basidiomycota; Agaricomycetes; Boletales; Suillaceae. The coding region runs from base 183 to 782 and encodes 199 amino acids. The transcript has 4 exons.